Molecule: messenger RNA, 1185 nt
Organism: Aspergillus niger
Lineage: Eukaryota; Fungi; Ascomycota; Eurotiomycetes; Eurotiales; Aspergillaceae
Exons: 3
Coding region: 1-1185 (394 amino acids)
Molecular function (GO): oxidoreductase activity
Source: RefSeq, a predicted model, not a curated record
AUGCAGCUCAAGUGGCUCACACUGGUGUGUUUGUCCUCCUGGCCAUCGGCCAGGGCUCUGUACAACCAAUCCACUGGCUUCCCUGAACAGGACCUCGACAAUGGUGUCGCAUUACAGCAAAUUGCCGACAAUGCCCUGAAUAACAUGGAGCAAGAGUCUCUGACAGCCAAUGGUUGUCGUUUGGAGGACGCUCAGAUCCGCAGAGAAUGGCGCAGCUUGUCUCCGAAUGCAAGAAAGGAAUUCACUGACGCUAUCACGUGCAUGCAGAGCCGUCCAACAAAUAUUUCUGCAGAGGAAAAGGAGACCUUUCAGGGAGUAAAAACUCGGUAUGAUGAGUUCGUAGCAACCCACAUCAAUCUAACGGAACACAUCCAUGUGACGGCUGAUUUUCUCGCGUGGCAUCGGUUCUUCAUUCACGCGUUUGAGAACGCCCUGAGGGUGGAGUGCAACUAUACCGGCACUCUUCCCUACUGGGAAUGGGGACUUGAUGCGGAGAACCCCCAAGACUCUGUCCUUUUCAAUGGUGAUCUUUACAGCAUGGGGACUAAUGGGGUAGAUCUGAACCGGACAAGCAUUUACUGGGCAUCUCAAAAUAUAACCAUUCCAGCCGGGACUGGGGGUGGGUGCGUAUAUGGGGGCCCUUUCUCCAAUUACACUGUGCACAUGGGCCCUAUUGAUGCUCCUGGAGAGCAACCGGUCCAAUACAACUUGGAGUAUAAUCCACGCUGCUUAUCGCGAGAUGUGAAUCCCUCCGUGUCUCGGAUGUCUAACUCCUUUCGCAACACUACGAAAUUGAUUCUCUCGUACGAUACGAUUGAUUGGUUUCAGGGUGUCAUGCAGGCAGAUCAACGUUUCACUGAUCCCACUGCUCCUUUCAGUUAUGGAGUCCAUGGUGGAGGCCAUCUCACUGUUGGAAGUGUCUUGGCAGACAUAGAUACCAGUCCGGCCGAGCCGAUGUUCUGGCUUCAUCAUGCCCAGAUUGACCGUGUUUGGACCAUCUGGCAAGGGCUGGAUCCUGCGAAAAGAAGAAACGCGAUCUGGGGCACUUCAACCCGAGGCGAUGACCCACCUUCUGCAAACAUGACGUUGGACGAUUCGCUUAAUUUUGGGUUUAUCUCUCAGCCGCUGAGAUUUGCCGAUCUGAUGAACCCUCUGUCUGGACCGUUCUGCUACUACUACGCAUAG